GUCUGAGAAGAUCUGCACACGUCUGGCGUACGGAAUUGUAAAACAUGGAGCAGAAGGGGUCACCACACAACAUGCUCCUCUGGCUGUUUUUGGCUGCUCUUCCCUGUGUAGCUGAUUUGAGUGACUGGGGAGUCGAAUACAAACCAAAGAUGAUCUGCGCAUUUGAAGGGUCAACUGUGAGGAUUUACUGCACAUACAAACAUCCAGCAGAUGUUACUGUUAACAAGAAAAUGUGGCUGUUUGGUCCUAAGGAAAAUGAGACAUCUAACGAUCAAGUAAUAGCAGAGUAUCUUAAAAAUGGGCAGGGAGUACCCGACCGUCACCGAGUUCAGUUCUUGGGGAACAAACAGAAGACGACGUGUGACAUAAAGAUCAGCAACGUGAGCCGAGAGGACAGCGGAUACUACAAGUUUAGAUUUGAGGGGACAAAUCACUGGACACAAAUACCAGGAGUCCACGUGACAGUCAGAGGUCUGAUGGUUGAACCAACAGCGAGGGAGAUAACAAAGAACGACACGGUGACCCUGAGGUGCCGAGCGACUUGCAGUCUAGAAAACAGCGCCAGCUCCUGGUUCAGAAAUGGCCAACAGUUAAAUGGAACCUCAGAGACGCUUGAAAUCCAGAGAGACGACCUAAGCAAUUACUCCUGCCGGACUGGAAACAUCACGUCCCCUGAAUUCAACCUGAGCACCCUGAAUGCCCCCAUGAAUACAGAAAUCACAGGACAUCCCACCAAUUGCAUAGUGAAAGGGACAUCAGUGACUUUAAACUGCAGAGCCUCUGCAAACCCACCCAGCAGCUACACCUGGGUCAAGGAGAACAGCAGCCAUGUUGGAUCAGGAGAACAACUAAACAUCAGAAAUUUCAACGAGAGUCACACCGGGUCUUAUCACUGUGAAGCCACCAACAUCCUUGGGAAGGCAAAGUCAUCAGCUGUCACUCUGACUGUUUAUGAUCUGAGUGAAUGGGGAGCCACUUAUGAGCCGAUGACGAUCUGCGCACUUGAGGGAUCAACUGUGACGAUCAGCUGUAAAUACAAACAUCCAGCAUGUGUUACUAUUGAAAAUGAAAUAUGGCUGUGUGGCCCAAAACAAAAUGAGACAGUUAACGGUGAAGAAAUAACUGUGUAUCAUACAAAAGAGAGCAACGUGAACAGACGUCACAGACAGCGAGUUCAGAUCUUGGGGAACAAACAGAAGACGACGUGUGACGUGAUGAUCAGCAACCUGAGCAGGGAGGACAGCGGAUACUACAAGUUUAGAUUGGAGGGAUCAGAUCACUGGACACACCUGCCAGGAGUCAACGUGACAGUCACAGGUCUGAUGGUUGAAGCAACAGAGGAGGAGAUCAAAGAAAGAGACACGAUGACCCUGAGGUGCCAAGCGACUUGCAGUCUCGAAAACAGCGCCAUCUCCUGGUUCAGAAAUGGCCAACAGUUAAAUGGAACCUCAGAGACGCUUGAAAUCCAGAGAGACGACCUGAGCAGUUACUCCUGCCGGACCGGAAACAUCAGGUCCCCCGAAUUCAACCUGAGCACCCUGAAUCACAUGAAUCCUGUGUGGUUCGCUUUGUCAGGUCUUAUUAUCCUAGCUGGACUGGCUCUAGCAGUUCUCCUGUUUCUAAGGAAAAGGCCCAAGAAGAAAAGUCAGAAAAAUGCAGACGCCCAAGAAGGCAAAGAGACUUUCAAUAAUCCUGUCUAUGAAGGUAUAACUGUGUCUGGAGGUGAACUUGCAGAGCACGAAGGUGAAGAUGAGCCAACCUUGAAUUACGUCUCCAUGCAGUUUUAGCCUGAUGCUAACAGAAGGGUGAAAUCGAAAGGACAAGAAGAGAAGAAUGAAGUUUAAAAUCGAGAUGUCAGCUACAGAGCAGUACUUAUGAAGUGAUGAUGUCAGUCAAACUGACCAUGAAGAUGACGUCUGGAGAACUUUCUGA
Messenger RNA from Polypterus senegalus (gray bichir), 1932 nucleotides. RefSeq names its product sialoadhesin-like. Lineage: Eukaryota; Metazoa; Chordata; Cladistia; Polypteriformes; Polypteridae. The transcript has 11 exons. Bases 45 to 1787 code for a protein of 580 amino acids. The record is from RefSeq and is a predicted model, not a curated record.